Messenger RNA from Epinephelus fuscoguttatus (brown-marbled grouper), 3155 nucleotides. Its product is annotated as potassium voltage-gated channel subfamily A member 7-like. Gene Ontology annotation, biological process: potassium ion transmembrane transport; protein homooligomerization. The coding region runs from base 831 to 2423 and encodes 530 amino acids. The record is from RefSeq and is a predicted model, not a curated record. NCBI's taxonomy places the organism in Eukaryota, Metazoa, Chordata, Actinopteri, Perciformes, Serranidae. Gene Ontology annotation, cellular component: membrane; voltage-gated potassium channel complex. The transcript is spliced from 3 exons. Gene Ontology annotation, molecular function: delayed rectifier potassium channel activity; protein binding.
UUGAAUUGUCUUAAAGUGGUGCAAUGUUAUCAUGGGUUUGAGAUAGUCUUAGUCAGGAUAACACAAAGUAUAUCAUGAAUUAUAGUUUAUAUAAAUCUAAAAGCGCAAGAAAAAUGGCUUCUGCAAGAUAUUUAAAACCAACAUAUGCCAAAUCCCUCAUAACAAUAGAAAAAAAAAUUAAAACAAACAAUGAAAUGCUUAUCAGGAAAAGAAUAGACUAUUUGUCAUGUAUGUUUUUUUCCAUGAUUAUCACCGUAGAGUUCCACUGUUUUUUGUUUUUAAAUCAAAUACGAGUCAAUGCGGAAGAGUGAGGGACCUCUGUCAGUCAGAGUACCAUGCUUGUUAGAGGGGGUAACACUGUGCGGUGCCAGGCAGAGGUGACAUUUGAUAGGAAGGUUGAAGGUUGUCUUGCCUCAUAGCUGAAAUGGAGGGAAAGGACAGGGAGGGGUUGGAGGGAUCUAGCAGAGAUUGAAUUUCAACAGGACAGCAUUCCCAAAAAAUUUCAAGACAGACAACGCGAGGCACCAAGGGGACGGGAGAAGAUCGCGGAUGUUCCCUGAGCAAACAACUGGAAGCACAGUUUGUGUACAAGCUGGUCAGAGAGGCAGGCGGACAAGAACUUUGUGCGUAUGAUAGACGGACAUGAUGACAGAGAGAAAGACAGGCAACACGAUGACAAACAGAAGACAAACAAUGUGAUUUUUCAUCCUGUCACUAGUCUCUGUCAGCAGCUGUUUUACACUUAACAGGGUUUGCUCUUAAGUCCAGUUGUUCUACGAAUUCUCAGGAGAGCGGUUUGCAGCGUUCCCUGGCCUGGGAUACACACAGUAAUGGACAGCAGUGACCCACAGGAAGACGAAAGAGGAAGCAGAGGGAAAGAGAGUGAUGGGGAGAGUGGUAAACAGCUAAAGAACCAGCUCAACUGUGAGGAAAAAGGAGAGAAGGAGAAUAAAGGGAACGAGAAGGAGAAGAAGAAAGAGAGCCGGCGUUCUGGGUCUCUAUGGAGGAGUGGAUGGGCGCUGAGUGAAAGACUGGCCAUCAAUGUCUCAGGGAUGCGUUACGAAACUCAGCUCCGCACCUUAGCCCAAUUCCCUGACUCCAUGCUCGGUGACCCCAGGCGGAGGUCGCGGUACUUUGACCCACUUCGAAACGAGCUCUUCCUGGACCGAAAUCGUGCCUGCUUUGAUGCCAUUUUGUACUUUUACCAAUCAGGCGGGAGGCUUCGGAGGCCCGCGAACAUACCACUGGACAUUUUCAUGGACGAGCUGAUAUUCUAUGAGCUGGGAGAGGACAUCAUGAAUCGCUUCAAGGAGGACGAGGGUUUUCCAAAAGAAGAGGAGAGGCCGCUGCCAUCGAACAAUAUCCAGAGGAGAUUGUGGAUGCUGUUUGAGCACCCUGAGUCCUCAUCCGGCGCACGUAUCAUAGCCAUCAUCAGUGUCAUGGUCAUUGUGGUGUCCAUCCUCAUCUUCUGCCUGGAGACACUGCCCGACUUCAGGUCUGAGAAAGAGAUACGAGAGGAAUAUUAUUACAGGUACCACUCCCAGGCAAAGAAUGUUUCUGAGAACAUGCCUCCUCCAAACAGUGCUUUCCAAGACCCCUUCUUCAUGGUGGAGACCAUCUGUAUAUGCUGGUUCUCCUUUGAGCUCCUCAUGCGCUUUGCUUGCUGUCCCAGCAAACCGCACUUCUUCAAGGAUGUCAUGAACUUCAUCGAUUUCAGUGCUAUCCUGCCCUAUUUUGUCACAUUGGGAACGGAGCUGGCCAAGGACAAUGACGCCUCUCCAGCCACAUCCUUGGCCAUCAUCAGAGUCAUCAGGUUAGUGAGGGUGUUCAGGAUCUUCAAGUUGUCUCGUCACUCCAAGGGCCUCCAGAUCCUGGGUCAGACACUGAGGGCUAGCAUGCGCGAGCUGGGCCUGCUGAUCUUCUUCCUGUUUAUUGGCGUAAUCCUCUUCUCCAGCGCCAUCUACUUUGCCGAGGCUGAUCACACUGACACCGACUUCAUUAGCAUACCACACGCCUUCUGGUGGGCAGUUGUCACCAUGACCACAGUGGGCUAUGGUGACAUGUACCCAGAAACAGUGUGGGGUAAGAUGGUUGGCUCGAUGUGUGCCAUUGCUGGCGUGCUCACCAUCUCGCUGCCAGUGCCUGUCAUAGUGUCCAAUUUUAGCUACUUCUACCAUCGGGAGACUGAAUGUGAGGAUCAUACCGAGUACAAACACGUCCAGACGAGUCUUUGGGAGGAGGAGGGGCCAGAAGGGGAGGAAAUAGAGGAAGGUGAUAGAGAUCCGGAGGGAGAUUAUUAUGCCAUUGAAGGUAUCUGCAACCCUUUGAAUGGGACCUUGCUGGCCGGACUGUGUACAGGGCAAAGCCCAGAGUUCAGAGGAGGAAACAUGUAUCUGAGGGAACCAUUGGUUACUCAAGUGUAGGGAGGGUGAGUGUUGUUUUGUAGCUUUCAAUAAAGACACAGUCGGAAGUGAACAAAAAAUCAGAAUGAAACACAAUGAAUGAAAUGAGAAAAAAGGAAACUGGAAAAUAAAACUGCCUUUUGUUGUUCAUUUAAAGGUAUUUAUGACAGCACUUGCCAGCCAAAUGUCACUGAAAGGCAACUUUUGUAUAAUAUAGCUUUAAAAAAGCCACAAAAAAAAAAGACUGAGUGAGUUUAACAUUCUCAGGGUCUUGAUAUAAAUAUAGUAUGAGCUGUUAUUUAUUAAUGCUAUCAGCUUUGUGUUUUAAAAUGACUUUCUGAAUGUCCUUUCUGUGCCUUAAAACUAUGAUGUCUUAGUCACUUUGAUGUCACUUUUUGGCUUAAUGUUUGAAGUGGAAACAGAUAGAUUAUCGACAAUAUAGACGUCACCAAAACUCAACCAAACACCAGCAGAGCUGUCGCCACGGACAGAUCGAGAUUCCCUCGUCAACCAACCCCACAUUCUCAACAUUCUCCUGUAGGUAAUGUACAAAGUUCACAUUUGUGUAGAUUUGGCUCAUGUGACCUGAAGCGACUGACGUGACCUUUAUUGCUGUAACACAACACUGUCGCAUUACUCAGUGACACGGUGUGACCCAUUUGUGUUAAAGGGGAACGUUUUGAUUGCAGAAGUUCUGUAUUUACCUGCUCAAAUAUGCUCUCAGUGUUUUUAAUAAAGAUUUUAUUUUGUUAA